GAGAGGAGUCGAGGAAGAAUGGUACGAUGAAACAAAAGAGAGAGAGAGAGAGAGAGAGAGAGAAAGACGGGAAAAGAACUUUGGAUGCGUCGCACGAUUCGCUACGAAAUCUCGGAUUCUAUUAGCGGAGAAAUUAUAACGGAUUGACGGACGCAGGAAUGGAUGCACGAUUGGACGGAUGAACGCAGCCGACAACGACGACGACUACGACGACUACGACGACGAUUACGACGACGACGACGACGACGACGACGACGACGGCGACAACGAAGACGAAGACGAAGACGACGAACGCAGCAGUUCGUCGGGAGAAGGAUUUCUCCUGAAUCUAAAUCAUGUGGUCGACUAAUUCCAAAGGACGAUAUGGAUUGUUACACCUGGAUUUAAACAAUAACAAUGAAUCGUUGAGUAUAAUAAAUUAAGAAAACGUUCGUCGUUAUUUAUUUCGGUGAAUAAAUUGCCAAGUAAAGGAGGGGAAAAUAAACGAUUUGCGUCAAAUAAAAUAAGCAUGAUUCAAAGUGUACGCCAUCACUUCCGAUAACUACGAUCCGGUUACUACUGGAGUCAAUAUUGCUACAAAUCUGACAUAAUCAGGAUGAAAUGGACGCUACAAAUACCAUUUAUAAUCAUCCGGAUGUUUGUAACAUCGCGGAAUAUAUAAAAAACAAACUUUACUUUGCAACUUUGAAAAAUGAACGAUUGGAACCAAGAAAAACAGAGAAUAUAAACUUUUUUAGUAUCGACAAUGAGCUCGUUUAUAAUAAUUUUUACAACGACUUUGGGCCUCUGAAUCUCGCGUGUUUGUACAGAUACUGCUAUAAAGUUAACAAAAAAUUAAAUAAUCCAAUAAAUAAGCAUAAACAAAUCGUGCAUUAUACUUCGAAAAAUGAACGAAAAAGGGCAAAUGCCGCUUAUUUGAUUGCCUCCUACGCUAUUUUGUAUUUAAAUAAAACUCCUAAAGAAGCUUACAAACCUCUCGUCUUGAAAAACGAAUUAGUAUCAUUCAGACUUUUUCAAGAUGCAUCUUUGGGACCGUCAAUUUAUAACAUUCAUUUACUUGAUUGUUUAAAUGCUAUUUACAAAGCCGCAUCGUUUGGCCUAUUUAAUUUUGAUGACUUUGAUUUAAUCGAAUACGAAAAAUACGAACAAUUUCAAAAUGGUGAUUUAAAUUGGAUGAUACCACAAAAAUUAUUGGCUUUCAUUACCCCAAGUACAGAAAAUAAAACGAUAUAUCAUCCACCACAAUAUUACAUAAAUUACUUUCUAAACAAUGGCGUUGUUGCUGUUGUAAGAUUGAAUACAAAAACUUAUGAUUCUAACAGUUUUACAAAAGCAGGAAUAUCGCAUUACGAUAUGUUUAUGCCAGAUGGUACGAUACCACCAAAAAGAAUUCUCUGUAAAUUUCUCCGACUGGUGGAAACUACAAAUGGUGCCAUUGCUGUCCACUGUAAAGCAGGAUUGGGCAGGACAGGUUCUCUGAUAGCAGCGUAUUUAAUAAAGCAUUAUAAUAUGACAGCCAAAGAAGCUAUAGCUUGGACACGAAUUUGUCGAUCUGGCUCCGUUAUUGGACAUCAACAAGCUUGGCUAGAAAACAUACAAUAUAGUCUUAUGAAUGCGGGCCAACAAUAUAGACUUAAGUAUCGUGGGGAGAGCGACAUGGUAUUACAUCACAGACGAGGAAUAUAUUCCAUCGUUAAUAAAUUAGAGAACAAUAAACGUGACCAUCUUCAAAUUGAUUAUCCUAAUUGCGAUCACCGAAAUAAAUAUCCAGGAUCAAGAGAUUACUGUGACUUACCUACGGAUAAAGUAGACAAAUCUAAAUUAUCGCAAAUAUUAGGCAAGUUACGGAAUAGUACGAUGAACACAAAUACAGCAUCUCACGAUCGAAAAAAGAUACUUAAUAAAAAGGAUUUAAUUAAAUGUUGUUGGAAAUUAAAUGAUCUGAACGCUUCUUCGACACAAGGUGACAAAUUAAAUAAAAUUAAAAUAACUAGAGGAACAAAUUUGCGGAAUAUGAAAUCUGAGGUGGGAAACGAAAACGUUUUUUCUGUUGAAACUGCAACUUUGUAAAAUAAAAAAAAAAAAAAAAAAAAAAAGAAGAAAAAAAAAGUUAAUAUAUAUUAAGGAAAAUAACGAUAAUAUUGCAUAAAAUAUAUGAUAAUAAAUACCUGUUUUGUUAUUUUGUUACUUUAGUAUGUAAGUAUGCGCUUUUUAUAGGUAUAAAAACAAGCGAUCGUUUGUUUUCUUUUCUUUUUGUUAUAAAAUUGUAUAACAGACAACGAUACUUCCGUAAUGAAACACAGUUUUGUAAUAAUAUAAAACAGAAAAGAAAUGAUUAUAAUUUCCU
Vespa crabro (European hornet) is the source of this 2347-nucleotide messenger RNA. Its product is annotated as dual specificity protein phosphatase CDC14AB-like. NCBI's taxonomy places the organism in Eukaryota, Metazoa, Arthropoda, Insecta, Hymenoptera, Vespidae. The record is from RefSeq and is a predicted model, not a curated record. Gene Ontology annotation, cellular component: centrosome; mitotic spindle; nucleolus. The transcript has 10 exons. Gene Ontology annotation, molecular function: protein serine/threonine phosphatase activity; protein tyrosine/serine/threonine phosphatase activity. Bases 601 to 2070 code for a protein of 489 amino acids. Gene Ontology annotation, biological process: cilium assembly; regulation of exit from mitosis; microtubule cytoskeleton organization.